Chenopodium quinoa (quinoa) is the source of this 1152-nucleotide messenger RNA. RefSeq lists its product as uncharacterized. The record is from RefSeq and is a predicted model, not a curated record. Bases 1 to 1152 code for a protein of 383 amino acids. The transcript has 3 exons. Gene Ontology annotation, molecular function: nucleic acid binding. NCBI's taxonomy places the organism in Eukaryota, Viridiplantae, Streptophyta, Magnoliopsida, Caryophyllales, Amaranthaceae.
AUGAGAAUGAAUCCUUGGAAAGUGUUCGGGAAAGAUCGAAAUGGGACAACGACGAUUUUCAUUUGUCGUGGUCAUAUUUUGAAUGGAAUGGAGGAUGAUCUCUUUGAUGUCUACCAAAAUGUGGAAUCGGCUAAGGAGCUUUGGGAGUCCUUGGAGAGCAAAUACAUGGCGGAAGACGCUUCAAGUAAGAAAUUCUUGGUUAGCAAUUUUAAUAAUUAUAAGUUUGUUGAUGGUCGGUCCAUAAUGGACCAAUUUCAUGAAUUGCAACGUAUCUAUGGUAGCUUAGAGCAACAUGGUAUAGCUAUGAAUGAGUUGUUUGUUGUUUUUAGCAUUAUUGAUAAGUUACCCCCUAGUUGGAAAAAUGUUAAGCAUGAUCUUAAGCAUAAGAAGGAGGACAUGACAUUGUCCGGUUUGGCCACCCAUCUUCAAAUUGAAGAAGGGAUUCGUGCCAUGGAAGGAGCUAAGGAUGGAAAUCCUAGCACAUCUACCGUGAAUAUGGUAGAUGAAGGGAGAGCUAGUGCAUCUACUAGUGGAAAAAGUAAGAAUAAUAAUUCUUCCAAGGCAAUUCCAAAAAGCAAGCAAACAAUAACAAGUUUGCUUGUUGGGAAUGCGGUAAGGAUGAUGACUCAUUGUGAAUUGAUUCGGGGGCUUCAAGGCAUGUGUGCAAGAGUAAACACUGGUUCAAAAACCUUUCAAAAGGUUGUUGAUGGAGAAGAUCUCUACUUGGGGAACAAUUCUACCAUCAAGGUCCUUGGAAGAGGGCAAGUUGAGCUUGUGUUUAGUUCGGGGACUGCAAUAAUUCUUAGGAAUGUUUUGUAUGCUCCGGAAAUUAGUAGGAAUCUUGUAUCCAUGCCUACCCUGAAUAGUCUUGGCUAUAAGCUUAUAUUUGAAGCUAAUAGAUGCAUUAUUACUAGGGGUGUAACAUUUACAGGUCGUUGCUACUUAGAUAAUGAUGAAGCUUUAACCAAGUUUGAUGUUUAUAAAAGAGAGGUAGAACUGCAAGUAGAAUCAUUUAUUAAGAGAAUUAGAACUGAUAAGAGAGGGGAAUAUUAUGAUCCUGCUUAUUUCCAAUCUUUGGGUAUAAUUCAUGAGACAACAGCGGGUUAUGCACCACAAUCAAAUGGUGUAGCUGAAAGAAAACAGAACUCUUGA